Molecule: messenger RNA, 1200 nt
Organism: Micromonas commoda
Lineage: Eukaryota; Viridiplantae; Chlorophyta; Mamiellophyceae; Mamiellales; Mamiellaceae
Exons: 1
Coding region: 1-1200 (399 amino acids)
Biological process (GO): mRNA splicing, via spliceosome
Cellular component (GO): Prp19 complex; precatalytic spliceosome; catalytic step 2 spliceosome
Molecular function (GO): protein binding
Source: RefSeq, a predicted model, not a curated record
AUGGACGCGGCGAAGGCCGCGAAGAAGGGCAAGGAGACGGACAUCUCCAAGCUGAUCGACUCCAUUGACGACGACGAGAAGGAAAAGGCGCGCGCCGGCGCCGACGCCAUCGUCGAGUUCAAGGGCGAGGCCGGAACGAUCGUACCGGAGACGAAGAAGCGGUACAACUACAGCGCGCAGAUCAUCCCGCGGCUCGCGAGCAAGUGGCCGAAGCCCCCUUGGCACGCGCCGUGGAAGCUCUACCGCGUCAUCUCCGGCCACCUGGGUUGGGUUCGAAGCGUCACGGUGGACCCCUCCAACGAGUGGUUCGCGACCGGAUCCGCGGAUCGAACGAUUAAGAUCUGGGACCUCGCCUCCGGGCAGCUCAAGCUGACGCUGACGGGUCACAUCGAGCAGGUGAUGGGCCUGGCGGUGAGCGACAGGCACCCCUACAUGUUCUCGUGCGGCCUCGACAAGAUGGUCAAGUGCUGGGACCUCGAGUACAACAAGGUGAUCCGCCACUACCACGGUCACCUCUCCGGCGUGUACUCGCUCGCGUUGCACCCCGCGCUGGACGUGUUGAUGACGGGCGGCAGGGACAGCGCGUGCAGGGUGUGGGACAUGCGGACCAAGACGCAGGUGUUUUGCCUCUCCGGCCACGACAACACCGUCGGGUCCAUCGUGUCGCAGGAGAACAACCCGCAGGUGAUCACCGGCUCGUACGACAGCACGGUGAAGUUCUGGGAUCUCGCCGCGGGUAAGUGCCAGCACACUCUGACGUACCACAAGAAGGGCGUGAGGGCGCUCGCGCUGCACCCCAGGGAGUUUACGCUCCUGUCGGCGUCGGCGGAUAACAUCAAAAAGUUUGCGCUGCCCAACGGCAGGUUCAUGCACAACAUGCUGUCGCAGCAGAAGUCGAUCGUGAACUCGCUCUCGGUGAACGAGGACGACGUGGUGGUGAGCGGCGGUGACAACGGGUCGCUAUACUUCUGGGAUUACAAGAGCGGGCACAACUUCCAGCAGGCGGCGCCCAAGGUUCAGCCGGGUUCGAUGGAGUCGGAGGCUGGCAUAUUUGCCUCUGCGUUUGACCGCACGGGAACCCGCCUGAUCACCGUGGAGGCGGACAAGACGAUCAAAAUGUGGAAGGAGGACGAGGACGCCACGCCCGAGACGCAUCCCAACCUGGAGUUCCACCCGCCGCGCGACCUUCGGAGGUUUUAG